AUGACCUCGCAACACCAGCUGGUUUCUGGCAUGGGAACACCCGCCUUGUGUUUCGUGCCAAGCAUUUGUUCCCUGUAUGUAGUCAAAGGAGGAGAAGGAGAAGACAGUUCUGCUGGCCAGGAAGAAGCCAUGGCUGCCGUGUUCCUCCCAGGGAACCUUCAAGAUGAAGCCACUUGCUCCGUCUGCCUGGAGUAUUUCAAAGACCCAGUGUCCAUCGAGUGUGGGCAUAACUUCUGCCGAGCUUGCAUCACUAAGAGCUGGAAGAGCAUGGACAGAGAUUUCCCCUGUCCUCAGUGCAGGGAAAUUACCCAGUGCAGGAACUUCAGACCCAACCGACAGCUGGCCAACAUGGCCGAGAUCAUCAGCCAGUUCAUCUUGCGUGGCACGAAGGGCCUCGAAGAGGACGGUAUGUGUGAGAAGCACAAGGAGGCUCUGAAACUCUACUGCAAGGAUGACCAGAAGACCAUCUGUGUGGUGUGUGAUCGGUCUCGGGACCACAGGCCUCAUGCUGUGGUGCCUGUCGAAGAAGCUUCCCUGGAAUACAAGGAUCAGAUACAGGCCCGUUUGGAUUUUUUGAAAAAAAUGAGACAAGAGCUUCUGGAAUUCAAAACCCAGGAUGACCAAAAAAGUCAAGAUCUUUUGAAAACCAUCGAGAUCGAGAGGCAGAAGGUGAUCUCUGAAUUUGAGGGGCUGCGUCAGUUCCUGAAUGAACAGGAGCAGCUCCUUCUGGGGCAGCUGGACAAGAUGGAGAAGGGCAUCAACAAAAGGCAGAACGAGAACAUCACAGAGCUCUCCAAGGAGAUCUCCCUCCUCAACAAACUCAUCUCUGACUUGGAGGAGAAGAUCCAAGAGCCAGUGCUUGAAUUCCUAAAGGAUGUGACGAGUGCCCUUGUCAGAAGUGAUGAUCUUAAGUGUCAGCUGCCCAUCCCUGUUUCUUCUGACAUGAAAGGCCACAUCUCCAAUUUCUCUCUGAAGACUGUGGUCCUCAAGGGAGUGCUGAAGAAAUUCAAAGACAAUUUGCGGGAUGAGCUGGGGAAAGGCGAAAAAGAGGACCUGCUCCUGGACCCAGAGACUGCCAACCACCUCCUUGUUCUCUCGGCCGACCUCAAGAGUGUGAGGAUGGGAUGCCGGAAGCAAGUCUUGCCCGACAACCCCAAACGCUUUGAUACCAACUCCCGAGUCCUGGCAACGGAGGGAUUCAAGACAGGGCGGCAUUACUGGGAGGUGGAGAUGGGUUCUGCGGAUGGCUGGGCCUUUGGAGUGGCCAAAGAAUCGGUGCGGAGGAAAGGGUUGACCCAGUUUUGUCCGGAAGAGGGGAUCUGGGCCUUGCAGCAACAUGGCGGCCGGUACUGGGCUGUCACUUCCCCUCAGAGGACCCCAAUUUUCCUGCCCGAGAGGCUCAACAAAAUUAGAAUCUACUUAGACUAUGAAGGGGAAGAGGUGUCUUUCUACAACGCUGAGAACAUGCAGCAUAUAUUUACAUUUAACGUCCCUUUCACUGAGAAGGUAUUUCCGCUCUUCUCAGUGUGCUCCACUGUGACCUACGUUAAAAUCUGUUCCUGA
Molecule: messenger RNA, 1563 nt
Organism: Euleptes europaea (tarantolino)
Lineage: Eukaryota; Metazoa; Chordata; Lepidosauria; Squamata; Sphaerodactylidae
Product: E3 ubiquitin-protein ligase TRIM7-like
Exons: 7
Coding region: 1-1563 (520 amino acids)
Molecular function (GO): protein binding; zinc ion binding
Source: RefSeq, a predicted model, not a curated record